AGAAGAGUACAGCUCCUGAGAUGUUGCUAGCACUCAUGGAUGAAGCGUAUACUGGAUCAACCAUAGGAGAUGGAGGGGUCGACUCUGAAUCUGAGGAUAGCACCACUAUGGCAGUAGCUGAUCCGUUCUUUCUUGAGCUUCUCAAGGAUGAGAACGAUGGUCUAGCUGAACGCCACUGGGCUUCUCCUGCAGUGGCUGCGGCUCUACAAGCAGCAGUUAGCUCGCCUAUGUCUGAUAGACUGAAACAAGCACUGAGAAUGACGCCUCGGCUGCUUGAUAUGUAUAUUGCUACAGCGAUCCAUGAAGUCAGUGAUUCUCUAAUAUGUGCUCUGGUUCCCCUACUUAUGGCAAGAUAUUCCAAUUUAUUUCCAGACAAGCUAUUCUUGUACGAGGUUCAAAAGAGGAUCUUAGAGCUCAUGCUUGCAGCCUUUAAUCGAUCUCCUAGUUUCAUUGCACUUCUGAAGAAGCCUAUAGUGGACAGACUUGGAGAAGCUUAUGAUAGUCCGACAAAGACUGAAUUGGCAUUACAAUUAUGCUGGGUAAUUGGGGAGCAUGGAGGUGGUGGUGAAGCCCACAAAGAUGCCGCUCGCGAACUCUUUGAGAGCUUGGAAUUACUUUUGUAUGAAAACCUUUCUUCAAGCCGUCUGGGUCUGCGUGAAUCAGCUCUUGGGUCUGAUACUGCAAAAUUCAGAAAAUCAUCACAAUCAAGAUUAUUGUGUUUCGUUGUGACAGCCAUUGCCAAGCUUGCCACAUAUCACCGUGAGCUUUUGCCCAGGGCCCGUGUAUCCUUGGCAAAGGUUGCACGUUCUCGGAUCUCAGAUGCAAGAGUCUGGAGGCGUGCACGUGAUUAUUUGGGUCUGAUGAAUGAACCUGCUAUAUGUUUGUCUAUCUUGGGACCAUGUGAAUCUCCAAGUAAAGGGAUGCAGAAACCUGGCACUGUGAAUUGGAGUGAAGGGGGAACUAAAAUGAUUUCCCAUGUUCCGUUUUACAUUUUAGGUGAACAAGAAGGUCCUCCCCAUGAUUACUCAUUUACUGAUAUUCUUCCUGGAAGAUAGUGUAUCGUCUGGAAUUGCUCGUCAUUCACUACACAAUCUGGGUGAGUAAUGCUAACAGAAGAUAAAGAACAAAGUGUUAGAGCAAAUAUGUAAAGAAAUCCAUUUGUUCCAGUUUUCUACAUCAGGCAAUGUGCCCCGACCCUUCCCUGGACUCUGUGCAUAGCGGGAGCUUAGUUCACCGGGCUAACAUUUUUUGAUAAGAGGGGUGGUUUUGCUUUAUGCUGGCGCAUUAGAUCAAAUGUACAUUAAUCUAUUCUCUUGUGUAUGAUUUGGUUUUCUGCCUUUUUUA
Messenger RNA from Nicotiana tabacum (common tobacco), 1344 nucleotides. The record is from RefSeq and is a predicted model, not a curated record. Lineage: Eukaryota; Viridiplantae; Streptophyta; Magnoliopsida; Solanales; Solanaceae.